Marchantia polymorpha subsp. ruderalis is the source of this 2613-nucleotide messenger RNA. NCBI's taxonomy places the organism in Eukaryota, Viridiplantae, Streptophyta, Marchantiopsida, Marchantiales, Marchantiaceae. The record is from the annotation of a GenBank genome assembly.
CUCGAUGAACAAUCUCGUAGUCGGUGGCGAAUUUCAUGGAGUGCGAUUGCACUGUGACAUUUCAGCGCAGUGCUGGGGAAUUGAGGAGCGAGCGAUCGAUCGAUGGAUUGGAUUAUUGAUUGAUUGAUUGAUUGAUGGAUGGAUGGAUGGAUGGAUAGAUGGAUAAGGAAUGGAUGCUUUAUGGAAGACUGCCGUGAACGAUCGAGUGAUUGAUUGCUGGAUGUGGUGUCGCAGUGCGAAGAAUUGGGUUGGAUUUUUGCCAGACCAAUUCGCGACAUGGGCCGUGGUUUGGUGAUGUGAGCUUCUUGCGGGGUCGACGGAUGGGCAAUGAUUGAUUGCACUUUCGCUCGCUGCGUUUUCUCGCACCGAGGCCGCAAUCCAAUCCUUCACAGUGCUCGAUCUUCGGGCUUUGGGCGGGUCGGUGGCGGCACCUGCUUGGCCUUUCCCCAGGCCAGAAAGCCCGGAGCGAAUGGAAUUCCACCGCCAUCGCUGGUCGGAGCAGCGAUGGCGAGCAGCGGGCCAAAACCUCGUCCGAAUCGCGGGUUUUAGGGUUUAGAACGGCCUCCUCGAGAGCGGAUCUCGGCGCGAUGGAAGGAAUCGUCUGCACGACUCACGAUUUGGAAAGCGAUCCCGUUCUCGUGCUCGUGCUCGUGCCAUCGCCCUUGCGUCCUGUGGCGGGCCUGCACUUAUCGUCGGGCAAGCUUGUGCUCACCAGCCCGCUCGCUUCACGCCGACGACUGAUGGAUGGAUCGUGGGAUUGAUGUCAAUCAAGCCUGUCAAUUGUGGCGAGAUCGCAUCGCCCGAGCCAACAUUUGGUCGGUAGAUGAGCCCACCCUUCCUCCCCGCACAGUCGUCGCCUCGUGAGGAUGCACUCGAUUGACUUUGUGGAGAUCACAUCGAGGCCCUUUCCCGACGUGAAUCGAGUCGUGGGAAGCAUGCUGACAGACGAUUUCCAUUUCUUUACCCUUUUCUUCAAUCCAAGAGCUCGCUGUGACGAAGGUCGCCGGUCGAUUCACUAUAAAUUAUUUGAUUGGAUUGAUUCCUGUAGACAGAUGGGAUUUUUGGGAGAUAUCCCAGGAGCUCGAUGUCCAAUUCGAGGGCGAUUGGGCUCUGUGUGAUUGAAAUUGGGCGAAGGUCGUGCAUUCAUUCCCAGGGAGCAGGGAAAGCUCGAGGAGACACGCAGUGAAGUGGGAGGAAUAUUGCUGUGGCAUGUUCUCGUCUGCAAUCGCCAAUUCGGAACGUGGGGAGAGAGAAUGGCGACAGAUUUCUCGAAGCGAGGACGCAUGUCAGCAACGCUUCUGUUGCAGUCGGUCAAAGUGAGCGACUAUGGCGGUGAUCAGUGAUGGUGGCCAUGUUCCUUUCCCAGCACAGAAACAGCAUCACGAGAAUACCUUCCCGAACGUGGAGUCGUUGUGCAUACAUCGAGUGAGUGGCAUUCAACAGAGAGAUGUGCUGUAGUUGUCCACGUAGAAAACCACAACAGGACAGUACUGACCUCACCUCAAAUUGCAUUGGACCACAUUUCAUGGAGGGCUUACUUCCAGAAAGAUCCCAUCGAUCUCUUUUGUGCAGUGCACUUCUCACAGCUCUUACUCUCCCAGACCUUCUGUAACACAGAAGACACCGAUGGAGCUGUAGGGGAAAUGUAGAGCUAGCAAAACCAGCUCCAAGCUGAGCAUCCAAACUUCCUUCGUCACUUACUUUCUCCUUGCCCUGCAGCAAUUCGCAAUUUGCGUCGAUGCUCCCAUGGCCCGAGUGGACUGAGAUGGUGAGUGAGUGGGUGGGGUGGGUGGUGCCUCGUGACCCACCUUCCCUGUGUCCAUUACUCUGAUCUCAAACCCUUUUAUUCUCCUUCACAGAUCUUCGGUUUCUGUCUCACGAGGGAGAGCCUCAGGACAGUGAGGAGGGAGAAUUGAAGAAAUCGGUAACAGACGCCUCGUAGUGAGACGGCAAUGUCAGAGUUUUUCUGUACAUCAAAUACCAGCCAUAGCUGUAGGUACUGAUCGAUUAUCCGAGAAGAAGAGCCCGGAAAUGAACCAUCUCCCGCUGUCAACAGCUGGAGAGACGGACACAAUGGAUUACGUGCGCCGGUUUGAUGGUGGAGAUGAGGCACGAGAGGUGGAUGAUGUUAUUGUAAGGCGUGCUUAUCUUUCUCAAGUGUUCAGCAUUGAGAUCGAAAUCUGAGACAGUGAAGUUUUCAAUCUGAUGAUGAAGCUCAGAGACCAGAUAAGAGCAGCAGCAAUCAAUACUCGUAUGAUGACCGAUGAUCGAACCUCUGCAUGGGAGCAUUCGUGUUUCGCAUGACGCAUCAUUUCCCCCAGGGUACGAGUCCCUGAUUAUUGUCUGUGCUAGGGUGGACGGAAUUCUUGCCGUCCAUGAUUGCUCAUCUUCUGACAACUGUCGGCGUUGGAACUUGUGAGAAUGUUAAAGUCACCGACAUGGCCAUGGACUGCUGUGUUUUGGUACUACGGUUAACCUCACUGAGGUCCACGGAACCUCAAUUUGGUGGUUCAAAAAUUUGGACCAUGCUCAAUUGAGUGCUCGUUGAGUCCAAAUCAAGUCUUCUCUGAAGAUUCUGUAAUUAGAAUUAAUUGAAUCAUUCCAAAGGUGUCG